UGCUCACAUCUCCCUAAAACUUUGAUCCCCACUCCCUCCUUUCCUCCUCUGCUUUUCCUUAGCCACUAAGUCUUCUCUCUCUUCUUCCUCCUCCCCCUUCUUCUUCUGAAAUACAGACAGAACCCAAAGCUGAAGCUCCUCCUCCUAUGUGUUCUCCAAUGGCAGAUACAGAUUCUGAGAACAUCAAAUACCAAAAGCUUAUUUCAGAGCAAAACCAAGCGAACCCAAGUAAGUUUUACUCGCAAUUCAUGUACAAAGCUCUCGUAGUUACAUUUUUCUUAGUUAUUCUUCCGCUAUUUCCUUCACAAGCCCCUGAAUUCAUCAAUCAAAGUUUACUCACCAGAAGCUGGGAGCUUCUACACCUCGUUUUUGUCGGAAUCGCCGUCUCAUACGGGCUAUUUAGCCGGCGAAACGACGAAACAGAGAAGGAAAAUAACAGCUCUAAAUUCGAUAAUGCGCAUUCGUACGUGUCUAGAUUCCUUGAGGUGUCGUCUGUUUUUGAUGAUGAGGCCGAAAUCCCAUCUGGGUCUGAUGAGAACAAGGUCCAGACGUGGAGUAGUCAGUACUAUAGGAAUGAGCCCGUGGUUGUUGUAGCUCAAGAACACUCUGUUCUCGAUGAACACAGAAGCUCAGGCGAGAAGCCGCUGCUUUUGCCUGUUCGGAGCUUGAAACCGCGUGUUCCUGAGCCAGGUGUGGUUGAAUCCGCUAAUGAAUCUGAAUCCAAUGGCUCCUCUGUCUCUAAUAGUCGGUCUAAUUCAAAACAGGGUUACAGAAGGUUUUCAAGCAAUUCGAAUAAAAGCAGGAACGUGGAAUUAGGAGGUUUGGAUCAUGUGGGAUUGGAGGAGAAAUUGAUUAACAACGUUGUGCUUCCUUCGCCAAUUCCAUGGCGAUCGAGGUCUGGAAGAAUGGAAAUGAAAGAAGAAGCUGACAGAGACAUUCCUCCCCUGUAUACUCUGCCUCCUUCAAUGGUGGAAUCUGAAUUUAAUCGGCUCGAAUCUCGGUCUUCAAGGUUGCAGAUGUCUCACUCAUCGCGAUCUAAUUCCAACACUUCUUCUCCAAAGCUGUCUCAAUCUUCCCCGAGGAAGUCAUCUCCUUCUCCUUCUCCUUCUCUUUCUCCUUCGCCAUCCCUGUCAGCAGAAUCACAAGCCAAGAAUGCAGAGGAUUUCGUGAGGAAGAAGAGCUUUUACAAGUCCUCUCCUCCUCCUGCACCUCCGCCGCCGCCACCAAUGAUCCGUACGUCAUCUUCAAUGAAGCGGAAUUCUAGCAACGGGGUUUCGAUUGAGAAGGAGCUGAGGCGAAGCUUCACAGGUGAAAGCCUGGCGAGCAGAGAGAACGGUUCAGCAACGGGAAAAUCAAAGCCAACCUUCGUGAGAUUCUCCGAGGAAGAAAAAGAAGAUUUUGUCGACACGGUGACAAUGGUGUCCGAUGAAGACACGGAAACCGAAGACGACGACGUUGUGGGAGGAGAUUUUGUUCGAACCGAUUCCGGAACAAGUUGUUCAAGCGGCGGCGGCGGCGGCGGAGCAAGUGUUCCAACUCCAACUCCAACUCCAAGCAGCGCCGGCGAUGGAGGACCUGACGUGGACAGGAAGGCAGAUGAGUUCAUAGCGAAAUUCAGAGAGCAAAUCCGGCUUCAGAGGAUUGAUUCCAUCAAGAGAUCCGCCGGACAGAUGAAGAGAAACUCUUCAAGGUAAAACAUGAAGAUCCUCUGGUGUUAUUAAAAAAAAAAACUUUCCUUUUUCUCUCUUGGUUUUAUGUUUCUAAUUUUCUGUCUUUUCCUAAUAUGGACAUGGUGAUGAUAGUAUACAGAGAUUUGCGUGGUUUACAUUUCUGUAAAACCACCAAUUUCAACGGAGAUGCUUUUUAUGUUCUUCAAACUUUACACCCUUUCUUCAUCACUGUUUCUCAUUUCAUGCACGACAUGAAUUAUCAUGAUUCUGGUUUUCAGUUCUGCUUUGUUGUAAUUCAAAUGAUGUCGUUUUAGCUACGUCAUACCCUAUUUUUGGGUAUGUAUUAGAUUCUUCAUCUUGCCCAAUACCAUGAAAAUUGAAAUGCA
Molecule: messenger RNA, 2056 nt
Organism: Corylus avellana
Lineage: Eukaryota; Viridiplantae; Streptophyta; Magnoliopsida; Fagales; Betulaceae
Product: hydroxyproline-rich glycoprotein family protein
Source: RefSeq, a predicted model, not a curated record